This is a messenger RNA of Cuscuta epithymum, 1033 nucleotides long. The record is from the annotation of a GenBank genome assembly. Lineage: Eukaryota; Viridiplantae; Streptophyta; Magnoliopsida; Solanales; Convolvulaceae.
AUAAAAAACCCUUCUUGAUUUACGUAUCUGAAAUCACAGGUUGAAUUGAGUAGAUCAAUGGGGGAGAAGGCCAGGUACAGUAUAAUUAUCCCAACAUACAACGAACGACUCAACAUCGCCCUCGUCAUUUUCCUCCUUUUCAAGCAUGUCAAGGAUGUCGACUUUGAAAUUAUAGUGGUGGAUGAUGGAAGUCCUGAUGGAACUCAAGACAUUGUUGAACAAUUGCAGCAGGUGUACAGGGAAGAUCGCAUUCUUUUGAGGUCUCGAUCUGCUAAGCUUGGUUUAGGUACUGCCUAUAUUCAUGGUUUGAAGUAUGCCUCUGGAGACUUUGUUGUCAUUAUGGAUGCUGAUCUAUCCCACCACAUAGUUUUCCUCGGGCGUAAUUAUGUUGUGUUCAUGGAAUUCAGGAAACAAAUCGAGACGGGUGCCGAUAUCAUCACUGGGACCCGCUAUGUUAUGGGAGGUGGUGUUCAUGGGUGGAACCUAAUGCGCAAAUUGACAAGUAGAGGAGCAAAUGUCCUUGCACAGACACUUCUAUGGCCAGGAGUAUCAGACCUAACUGGAUCAUUUCGGCUCUACCGGAAGUCAGUGCUUAAAGACAUCAUAAGCUCGUGUGUCAGCAAAGGCUAUGUUUUUCAAAUGGAGAUGAUUGUCCGAGCUUCAAGAAAACAUUAUCAUAUUGAAGAGGUUCCAAUUACUUUUGUUGAUAGAGUAUUUGGGAGCUCCAAGUUGGGUGGUUCAGAAAUAGUUGAGUAUCUUAAGGGCCUUAUAUAUCUUCUGUUAACAACAUGACCAAAAGCUGGUCACUUUCUUUUGAGUUCUUAGUUGUUCCAAAACACUGAAUUUUUUUUAUAGAAAUAUUUGAAGUAGUUCUCAUAAAGUUCAGAGUAGUGAUUCUUCCCUAUUUACUGUCUCUGUGAUCAUAAAACUUCAUGAAAAAACUCUUUUAUUGCCAAAUUCUUGCUUGCUGCUUUCUCCCUGCAAGUGAAGUUGUGGGGUCAGAUAGUUCUGCAUUUACAUAUUGAAAUAUAUG